Molecule: messenger RNA, 2103 nt
Organism: Oikopleura dioica
Lineage: Eukaryota; Metazoa; Chordata; Appendicularia; Copelata; Oikopleuridae
Source: the annotation of a GenBank genome assembly
AUGCUUUUGUUUACAAAAGUCCUCUUAUUGCUGGGGACAGUCAAAUGUCAGACCAAAAACUUGGCGAGUUUAGUUGGCUCUGGUGGCAACUUUUUCUUCGACAAACCGAAGCCCAAGCCAAAGCCUGUUGGUGAGUUUGAAGUACAGAAGAGUCUGGGGACAAUUACUGGUCUAAGAUGCAAACCCUUGGCACAACCUCCUGGUACUCGAAUGAUGUGUUCAAAGGGAAUUUCUGAAGAUUCAAUUUGUACAGUUAUUUGUGACGAGAUCAAAUCUGGUUUCGGCAUGGGAAGCCAGGUUUGCGCUUGUGCGAAGAUGUUCAAAGGACCCGUGAUGAUUCCUCUUGGGUGCAGUUGGAAAGGAGCGAUGCCCGACUGUGUUGUCCCAGAAGAAGAGCCAGUUGCCAAUGCUCUCGCGGGAAGAAGCUUGCAUAAGGCACCAACAACUCAAGUUGCAAACACCACGACAGAAGAAUACGUUAUUCUUCAUGAUAUUGAAGUAAACUAUACUUCUACAUCUCCAGCUCCCAGCACACAAUACGCAGCUGAAUUUGAUUGGGCUGAAACAACAGAAUCACCUUACAGCAUAAUUUACGAAUUGGAAGAAGAAACAUCCUCCACUGCACCACCAACAACUGAAUCGAUCGUUUCCUCAACAGAAUCAUUUAUAGAGCUGGAGACAGAAGCACCUAUCAACUGGGCUCGAAGAAUCAAGGGAAAUAAAAAAGACUGGCAAGCAUUCUUAGAUGGAACUUCCACAACUGCGCAAUCAACGACUACUGAAUUUGCCACAACAACAAUCCCCGCAUCCACGAGUAUCUAUACUACUGUGACGACAGAAGCCCCAGCCACAGCUCGAAAUCCAAAUCGUUUCAAAAACGAGUUCAACACAAAUACUGGUUUGGAUCGAAAUUCAGCAGAUCGGGACUCGAUUCAUAAGAAAAUUGAUAAGCCUGCUUGGGCAGAGAAGCUCAUUGUUCCAGAAACACGUCCUCUUCUUGAACGACCGAUCAACAACGAGCGUGUUGAAAAGUUCAAAGAUUAUGAUGACUACAGUGCAAAGCCAAUUCCACCUGGAACAGUUGCUAUGGCGGUCAAAGAAGUGAUGGAGCCAGAAACAGCGUCAUUGCCUGUUGAUGAACCUCUUGUUGUUCAGUCUGAAGAUAAGUCUGCCAUCACUUUCUAUCCGUCGUUGCUAAAAGAGACCUUCAAUCAGCUCCCUGGAUUGAGCAAACUGGAAGUUUCGCAGCUCCUCAACAAAUUUUUGACAGAAUACAAGGAAAUUAUCCAUGACGAUGUGGCCACAACUGAGGAGCCAGUCAAAACCACAACGGAAAUUUAUACCACAGACUACACGAGCGCGAUGACGACCAAAGGUGUUAUCAAUCCUUUCAAAGGUUGCCCGAAUUUGAUCCCACCGGAAGAUGGAUUCUUACAGUAUUCGGAUGGACUCAAUAGUGGCUCUAUCGUGACUUACCUCUGUAGCAAGGGUUUUGAAAUCAAGCAGAAAGGAGCUGAGCGAAAGUGCUUAUGUGAUAAUAACGAGUGCGUCUGGUCAAAGAAGCCACGCGACUGCGAAAGAAAAGUCGGUGGUGGCACUGGAAUCAGCGCUAGCGAGCGAGAACAGCGUCGCGAAGAGAAACGAAAACAACGAAUUGAACAGAGAGAAAGGGAGAAAAUGGCCAGAGAUUCUUUCAGUAGGAAGACGAAGAAACAAUCAAAGAAGCAAGCGUCGGCACCGUCAAGUACUUCUUGGGCUCGAUCACUUGGUGGCGCAAGUAUCGAUACCAGCGGAGAAUUCUUCAAUAACUUGUUUGUCGAAGAAAAUGAUUUCUACAAAGAACAGACAUAUCAUCACACUCCGACUUCUGCCCAAGCGAAAAUGCCUACUUCUGCUAGAUCCACGAAUAUGGUGGAUACGACUUGUGAUCCAUUGAGCUUGGAACACGGGCAGAUCUUCUGCUCGAAUCAUUAUAAUGAUGGGUCUAAGUGCACGCUCAGUUGCUUGCGAGGAUUCAAUUUACAAUUUACCGGUCGAGUAGUCCGGUGCGUUUGCACUCAAACUGGCUGUCAUUGGAACAAACCCCCGCAGAAAUGCGUAUAA